Molecule: messenger RNA, 1591 nt
Organism: Nicotiana tabacum (common tobacco)
Lineage: Eukaryota; Viridiplantae; Streptophyta; Magnoliopsida; Solanales; Solanaceae
Source: RefSeq, a predicted model, not a curated record
UACAACUCAUUGAAUGACACGCCUUCAGUUGCUCAUCAUUGGUGUGUUUCACCAGUACAGAGAAACAAAGAACCCCCUGGCGGGGUUGGGGGGUUGCUGCCUAGGUGGGAGAUCUUUAUGGAGCAAUUUUUGGUUCCGGAUACUUANAUGAAAAUUUUCCAGUGUGAAAUCAAGGAGGUACCUCAUGACACCAAGGAUGAAGAUGAAAUUCUUGAGAGUGAGUUUUUUGAUACAAGGCAGGCAUUUUUGAGCCUUUGUCAAGGAAAUCAUUACCAAUAUGAUACCCUGAGGCGUGCUAAACAUUCCUCAAUGAUGGUCCUUUACCACCUUCAUAAUCCCACUGCACCAGCAUUUGUGACAACUUGCAACAUUUGUCACCUUGAUAUAGAAACUGGUCUAGGUUGGCGGUGUGAAGUUUGCCCAGAUUAUGAUGUUUGCAAUGCCUGUUAUAAAAAAGAUGGUGGAAUUGAUCAUCCUCAUAAGUUGACUAAUCAUCCAUCCCUGGCCGAACGUGAUGCACAGAAUAAAGAAGCUAGGCAACUACGAGUUUUGCAGCUUAAGAAGAUGCUUGAACUUCUGGUGCAUGCUUCUCAGUGCCGCUAUCUACAUUGUCAAUAUCCAAACUGUCGCAAAGUUAAGGGGCUUUUCCGCCACGGUAUACAGUGCAAAAUACGAGUUUCAGGAGGUUGUUUACUCUGUAAGAAGAUGUGGUAUCUCCUUCAACUGCAUGCUCGUGCAUGCAAAGAAUUUGAAUGUCGUGUUCCACGUUGCAGAGAUUUGAAAGAACAUCUGCGGAGGAUGCAGCAGCAAUCAGAUUCUCGUCGGAGGGCUGCUGUCAUGGAGAUGAUGAGACAGCGUGCUGCAGAGGUUGCAAGCGGUUCUGCGUGAAGAUAUUGUACAUACUGCAAUAGGCGUUGUGCUUUAGUCUUAUUGGAGGUAGGAGUAAAGAAGUAAGGAGGCGUUGGACAAACCUGCUUCGAGCAAACAGGGUGUGUUCUUCCCUAGGAAGAUGCUCUCCCAUGGCAAAAGAAACUGGACGUGUCUGGUUGACUAAUGAUUCUUCCUUCUAUGGCACAUCUUUGGAUUACCUCUAUUAUGUUGGUUAUAGAUCCAAGCUUCUUGACAACCGUUCCCUGGGGUAUAGCAUGCCAACGAGCUCAUCCGCCCGUGGCUCAUAGGUGAUUCUUUGAUUUCAUUCUCUUUGCAUUCUAGCAAAAGCAGCCAUCAUUUGAUGGCAGAUGUAACAUAGCGUAUUAUUUAACUUGAGCUUGCACUGCAGAGGGGGCAAAUCAGUUUUUCUUUGGUGAAAUUGUUUUGUUCCGUUCCAGUUCAAGGGUUCUCAAACUUAGUCUUCCAUUCUAUGGAUGUUUCCCUUAUUUAAAGAUGCAAGAGUUACAAGUAGCAACUUGCACUUGAUUCAGUUUUGCUAGCCAAAAUGUACACAGUAUGAGUGUAAUUAUUUCCUCAUGUUUUCCUUUUCAAGUGACAACCUUACUUCCCUCCUUAGCUUGACCGGCAAUAAAUUGGAUUUUGAUUAAUGUUAUAUGACAGUUUCUAACAUAUAAAGAUUUAGGACUCGUACUUUGUCAAA